AGCUCGCACAAGGUUCCCGCAUCACGUUUUAAGAACACCGGACUUUUUUUUUUUUCUUUCUCAGGGGCGAAAAAAAUAAGAAGAAAAAACACGCUUUUUUGCGUGUAGUGGAUUUGGGCGUUUUGUGCGCGCUCGGUAAACGGCGAUGCUACGGCGGCGCGCAGGAGCCGUAGAGGGAAGAGACAGGUGAGCUGCGGCGAAGGAGCUGGAGAUAUUUCGGGGGGCGCUUUGGAUAUCGAGACCCCCGCGGUGUCCGUCAGCCUUUUCUCCGGAGAGGAGGAAGAAGAGCGACCGGAGAGGGCGAGUUUUUGGCGAUUGGCACCUGACCCCCCCCCCACCCCCCCUACUCUCCCCCACUCCCCCCUACCUGGCCAUCUGGUGCGGUGAGUGUGCCAACCGCAUAUGUGCGUUGCUGCCAUGGCGACCAUGGCUCCACCCCUCACAUUUCUCCUCCUGCUGCUUCAACUGGCGAAUGGCUCAUUCCCAGAGGAGCCCAGUCCCCUCAGCUACGUCCCCGUAGAGGUUGUUCGGAGGUAUCCAGUGUUCUUGGGCAGAGCUCACCGUUCAGCUCAGAGACAGGAUCUGCACAUCCAGACGGUCCUCCAAGUCAACCGCACUCUCUACAUUGGUGCCAGAGAUGACUUGUACAGAGUGGAGUUGGACAACAUGGCAGGGGAUGAGAUGUUCUACAGCAAGAAACGAACGUGGGAAUCCAAUAAGAACGACAUUCGAGUGUGCCGGAUGAAGGGCAAACAUGAGGAAGAGUGCCGUAAUUUCAUCAAGGUUUUGCUCAGCCAGCACGGCGGCCUGUUUGUAUGUGGAACAAACGCCUUCAACCCGCUGUGUGCCAACUACACUAAAGACACUCUAGAAAUGGUGGGGGAGCCUGUGAGUGGGAUGGCACGGUGCCCGUAUGACCCACGACAUGCCAACGUGGCUCUGUUUGCAGACGGGAGUCUCUUCACUGGUACCGUGACAGACUUCCUGGCCAUCGACGCGGUGAUCUAUCGCAGCCUCGGCGACAGCCCCGCCCUCCGCACCGUCAAACAUGACUCCAAAUGGUUCAGAGAGCCCUACUUUGUGAGCUCCAUGGAGUGGGGGCCACAUAUUUAUUUCUUCUUCAGAGAGAUGGCCAUGGAGUUUCAUCAUCUGGAGAAGGUGAUGGUGUCCCGUGUAGCUCGUGUGUGUAAAGCAGACCUGGGAGGCUCUCAGCGCGUCCUCGAGAAGCAGUGGACCACAUUUCUGAAGGCGCGGCUCAACUGCUCCGUGCCGGGAGAUUCGCACUUUUACUUCAACCUCUUGCACGCAACAAGCAACAUCAUCCACAUGCACGGGCGAGACGUCAUCCUGGGCCUCUUUUCCACUCCGCCCAACAGCAUCCCCGGCUCUGCGGUGUGCGUGUUCGACAUGCAGCAGCUCGCUCACGUCUUUGAGGGCCGGUUUAAAGAGCAGAAAUCCCCCGAGUCUAUUUGGACACCUGUGCCGGACGAGGCUGUGCCUAAACCGAGACCAGGAGGAUGUGCAGUGCAGGGAUCCAGAUUCAGCUCCUCCAACACGCUGCCAGAUGAGGUGCUGAACUUUGUGAAGACCCACCCACUGAUGGACGACACCGUCCCGCUGCUGGGGCACAGACCGUGGGUGGUCAAGACCAUGGGGCGGUACCAGCUGACGGCCAUGGUGGUGGACACCGAAGCUGGACCCCAUAAGAACCGUACCGUCUUGUUCUUGGGCUCCACCCGAGGAUCCAUCCUGAAGUUUCUGAUGAUCUCCAGCGGGGAUUCGUUCUCCCACAGCAGCGUGUUUCUGGAGGAGGUGGAAGGAUUUAACCCAGAGAAGUGUGGUGAGGACUCUCCUCAGGCCCGUCAGCUCUUGUCCCUGUCACUGGACCGGUCCAGUCACACUCUGCUGCUGGCCUUCCCCUCCUGCCUGGUCCGAGUGCCCACGUCUCGGUGCCACCUGCACUCGCGCUGCAUGAAGAGUUGUCUGGCCUCCAGGGACCCGUACUGUGGCUGGACCAGAGGCAGCACCUGCUCCUUCCUGAGACCAGGCACACGGCUGCCUUUUCAACAAGAUGUGGAAUAUGGAAACACCACCUCCCAUCUGGGAGACUGUGAUGGAAUUCUGCAGCAGAGUUUGCUCAUUGAACCGGAGAGCUUGGUCUCCCUCAACCUGCUGGUGGCGUCUGCGGUGUCUGCGUUCACCAUUGGUGCGGCGCUCUCCGGCCUCGCCGUCUGCUGGAUCAUGGCCCACAAACCAACCAACCGUCGCCACGGCAACGCCGCCCAGUCCUCCAUCCAGCGGCGCGAAAGAGGCCUGCUGGCUAACGGCGGUGGGAUGGGAGGCUCCGUGCUCAGCGUGACCCGGCAGGGAGGCGGGGACCGCCCCUGCACUCAGGGCGGGGAAACCCUGUUUGUCAUGCCCAACGGCUGGGUGAAGUCGGGAGAGCUCGACCCGGGUUUCCUGCCAACGCCGGAGCACACGCCCCAGCAGAAACGCAGAGGCCUGCGACUGUCUGACUCCAACUCUGGAGGGUGGGACACCAGCCAGACGUACCUAGGUGGAGGCUCUGUUGGUCUGGGCUCUCCCUGCCGCAUCCCCCCCACCGUCUACCUGACCACCAGACUCUUCCAGCAGGGCGGAGGCGGGAGACACGGCGGAGAGAGCCGUGGAAACGACACGCCGCGCCAGCACUACGUCUGCCUGAGCAAGCUGGAAAAGGGGGUGAAGGGGACGCCCAAAGCCCCUCUCCGGAAGUCUGCUGGAGAGUACGUGUACCCCAUGACCCCCCAGGACUCGCCCGAGCGCCGGAGGGUGGUUUCAGCACCAAGCGCCCCUGUGGAGUAUGGCGAGCCGCUGCCGUUGCGCUGGCCCGCCCCGGAGGGAUACAUCCUAAGCAGCCACGGCAUGGUACCCGUCCCCCUGCCUCCGCCCUCCAUGCCCGCCCCCAGCGGCCAGGCUUACAUGUCCCAGCAACACGCCCCCGGGCUGAGCAGGGCUCUGCUGAGAGGAGCCCUGGAGCGAGGGGAGCUGGGCGAGCUGGUGGAUCUCAGCCAGCUGAUGAGUAAGAAGAACUGCGGUGAUAGGACUCAGACUGGCCAGUGACCGCUGAGGAGAUGAAGAGGACGGGAGCGUUUCCAUGUCUGGAUCUCUCUUCUUUUCUCAUCCUGUCCGGUCCACCCUCCCUUCACUCCAUCCCCCACCCUCCCCCACACACACACACACAUCUUUAUUUGUGACUCAGCCCCACUGAGCUCCUGUGUCAGUCUUUCAGGCCCCGCUUGUACCCCGUGAGGAGCCUGUGACUGGCUGCGGGGUCUGCCACUCACUAAUUGGUCGGAGGAGGUUGUUGCCGUCUCUGCAUUGCAGAGUUGCCUCUCUCUCUCUCUCUCUCUCUCUCUCUCUCUCUCUCUCUCUCCUGCUAGUCAGCGGCAGCAGGAUGAGGAACGAGAGUGCAUGUGGAGGAAAGAACGAAAGAAAAACAG
Messenger RNA from Gasterosteus aculeatus aculeatus (three-spined stickleback), 3482 nucleotides. RefSeq names its product semaphorin-6B. Gene Ontology annotation, molecular function: semaphorin receptor binding; chemorepellent activity. The record is from RefSeq and is a predicted model, not a curated record. NCBI's taxonomy places the organism in Eukaryota, Metazoa, Chordata, Actinopteri, Perciformes, Gasterosteidae. Gene Ontology annotation, cellular component: plasma membrane. Gene Ontology annotation, biological process: positive regulation of cell migration; neural crest cell migration; axon guidance.